CCAGCAAUUUCGUCAUCAGCACGUGACACUGGAGGGCACUUCGAUUAAGUGUGCGGUGCCGAAGGGCUAGUUUGGGAAUCUCAGCUGUAUACUGAGAAACGUUAACUGCUUUGUAUGGUGUGUAAUUACUUCUACAGCAUGAGUUCAGAAUCGGUAAUCCUGUUGGACACUGUCAAUUUCGCCGCUGAAAAGCACCGCAAUCAACGACGCAAAGACGCUGAACAAACACCAUAUAUCAACCACCCAAUCGGAGUGGCAAGGAUCCUUAGCCAUGAAGGUGGAAUCACAGACAUUGAAGUUUUGCAAGCUGCUUUACUACAUGACACAGUGGAGGACACUGAUACCAGCAUAGGAGAGUUGGAGGCUGUCUUUGGGCAAACGGUUGCACGGAUCGUGCAGGAAGUGACUGACAACAAAACGUUGUCCAAGCUGGAAAGGAAACGUCAGCAGGUGGAGCAUGCGCCUCACUGCAGCCAUCAGGCCAAAUUGGUCAAACUGGCUGACAAACUGUACAACCUGAGGGACCUCAACAGAUGCACGCCCACAGGUUGGACCACAGAGCGUGUCCAAGAGUACUUUGUGUGGGCUGCCCAGGUGGUAAGAGGACUGAGGGGGACCAAUCCAGCACUGGAGGGGAAACUCGAGGAGCUCUUCAAACAGAGGGGGGUUGAGCUUUGACCCCUGUCUGCAUUUCACAGUGAUACAAAAGAGCAAUAUACUCUACUCUCCCUUGGGAAAGCCCUGUGUACUUCCAUGUAUAUUUGUGGUGGAUACAUUUUUUUAUUUUUAGUACACUUCUUUGCAGAAAUGUCAAAUGAUAAUGUAAUCUUGAGUUUUCUGGCUGUAAUAAAUAAACCAGUGCUAUGCCUUUGUGAUAAAAAUGA
Molecule: messenger RNA, 884 nt
Organism: Esox lucius (northern pike)
Lineage: Eukaryota; Metazoa; Chordata; Actinopteri; Esociformes; Esocidae
Gene: hddc3
Product: HD domain containing 3
Exons: 4
Coding region: 115-678 (187 amino acids)
Molecular function (GO): guanosine-3',5'-bis(diphosphate) 3'-diphosphatase activity
Source: RefSeq, a predicted model, not a curated record